UAUUACGAUUGUCAGUUAACAUAGGGCUUCCUUUGUGAGUUUGAGCGGUUUAUUGUGAGCGGCGGUGGCGGGUGUACCGUGACGAACAGCCCGUUGGAGGUGGGUUGAGGAGCAGAGGCGCAGAGUAGGCCUCUCCUCCCAAGAUGAGCAUGCACGGCAAGAGGAAGGAGAUUUACAAGUACGAGGCACCAUGGACCGUCUACGCCAUGAACUGGAGCGUGCGGCCCGACAAGCGCUUCCGUCUGGCACUCGGCUCCUUCGUGGAGGAGUACAACAACAAGGUGCAGAUCGUGGGGUUGGAUGAGGAGAGCUCAGAGUUCAUCUCCCGCAACACCUUCGACCACCCCUACCCCACUACCAAGAUCAUGUGGAUCCCGGACACCAAAGGCGUCUACCCCGACCUGCUCGCCACCUCCGGGGACUAUCUGCGCGUCUGGAGGGUGAGCGAUACUGAAACCAGGCUGGAAUGUUUACUAAACAAUAACAAGAACUCUGACUUCUGUGCUCCUCUGACUUCAUUUGACUGGAAUGAAGUGGAUCCAAAUCUCUUGGGUACUUCCAGCAUUGACACCACUUGUACAAUUUGGGGCCUGGAGACUGGUCAGGUGCUUGGCCGAGUCAAUCUAGUUUCUGGUCAUGUGAAAACACAGCUCAUUGCUCAUGAUAAGGAGGUGUACGAUAUUGCAUUCAGUAGGGCAGGAGGUGGUAGGGACAUGUUUGCUUCCGUGGGUGCAGAUGGUUCAGUGCGUAUGUUUGACCUUAGACACCUGGAACACAGCACCAUCAUCUACGAAGAUCCCCAGCACCAUCCAUUACUUCGACUGUGCUGGAACAAGCAAGAUCCCAAUUAUCUGGCCACUAUGGCAAUGGAUGGCAUGGAGGUGGUGAUUCUUGAUGUCCGUGUGCCCUGUACACCCGUGGCCCGGCUAAACAAUCACCGAGCAUGCGUGAAUGGCAUUGCCUGGGCGCCACACUCAUCAUGUCACAUCUGCACUGCAGCGGAUGACCACCAGGCACUUAUUUGGGACAUCCAGCAGAUGCCACGUGCCAUUGAAGACCCCAUCUUGGCAUACACAGCAGAAGGAGAAAUCAACAAUGUCCAAUGGGCAUCCACCCAGCCUGACUGGAUAGCCAUUUGCUAUAAUAACUGUCUUGAGAUCCUGCGGGUUUAGUUUUAACAACUGACACUAGCCAAGGGAUGGGAAAUGGGGGCUGUUGUGUGUGAUUGAUAUUGAUGGUGAAUGAGUUCAAGUUGAGAAUGAUUUUGCAAAUUUUCAGUGUUGUUAUUAUAUUCUGAGUGCAAUUGGCCCUUUCUGGAUUUAAAUUAACAAUUUGGAUCCCUGAUCCAUCCUCCCCUUAAAGUAAAUACCUAAACCAGUUAGGAAAGGACACUUUUAAUCAGCUAACCCUCUGGUAGUGUACAACAGUAGGAAUCUUUUUUUAAAAUGUCACUGUAAAUAACACUUUGCCAUAUUUUUAUGAUUGGAGUAGCUGAAUCUGGGGUAACUAGUUUCAGAAGAAGUCCUGUUCCCUAAUCCUCUGUCAGGUGACUUAAAUUCCAUGUUGGACUUGUACGAAUGGUUUUCUCUUGAUUUGAAAGACUAUAGUAUCUGAAAGGAUAGAUUCUAAUAGGGAAAUAAUUUGGCAGCUUGAAGGCUGUGAUAUUUGUCCAUAGUGAAGUUUUCAGAUUGGAGUGAAGCACCUCCUGGAGUAUCUAGGUGAGGAUUUUGCCGAAAGAUGGUUUUGAGAACACACUUUCAUUUAGCCCUCAUUUGUAGAAAUAGAAAAAAUGUCUGCAGAAUACCAUUAUGCUUUCAGUGGGUUUGUUUUCUCCAAGGCAGGCCCCGUUGAUAACAUAGGGUUUGCAAUGCAAAUGAGAUAUUGUUCUUGCCCUUGAAAUGGGCAGCACGACAUUGUGAAAGUAUGGUGCAGUAAAGUAGAUACGUUACAAUGACUGGCACUAGCCCCACUUGUAUAUUGGGUUAUCAUUUUAAUUUGGUUGCAGUGAGGCAAAUGUUUUCAACUGUUUAGUCAAACAUGAAAUUGUUUUUUUUUGUCUCAUUCACUAGGCCCCUGCCAAUUCUAUGGCAAGAUUAAUAAACCAUGAAUAGAUUUUGAGAGACACCCUGUGUACAAACUUUUGGAAUUUGUUGUGAUUGUUGACUUUUUGUUUGCCUUCUAAUAUAAACAGGCUGAAUUUGAAGUGUGUAAUUCCAGUCUAACUGGAUAGUUAAGUGAAGUUUUAUCAGUGCAGCACAACUAAGAGUCUUGCUGAAGUCAUGCUUUCUGAAUGCAUCGCAUUUCCCUUUCUUGCCCAUCAUCAAGAUGCCAGUGGUUUUACUUGACCUUUGUAUUUGGGGAAUAGAAGGGGCGUGGUGGUUAAAAGGGCAUCUUGGUUAGUCACUCCUUAACGUUGUGCCUUUGGUGAGAGGUAAUCAUUCAGGAGUGUAUUCAACAGCCCCUUGAACCUGCCCAUUGCUCAGUAAGUCCAAAUGUUAUUCCUUGAACAAAUGCUGUCUUUUCUCUUUCCACCUCACACCAAUGAAAAUGUUGAUGGAAAAGAUAAACUAACGAGAUGCACUGCGAUGAAGUACAAUUGAAUAGCAAUAAGUCUUCUCAGCUGCACUGAGAUUUGUUGCUAUGUGGCUAUGAUUGUGCAUUUUAACAGUAUGGCACCCAAUCCAGGUGAUGCUUUUUCUAUUGUCAAAUCUAAUAUAUAUUUGGCCUGAUGUUAUCACUUGGAAUGUGACUUGUAUUUGUGGGGUUUUUAGUCUUCCAGCAGCAGCAAGUUGCGGAUUUUAAAUUUUUGUUUGCAGUGUGCUAUAUGCAGUAUCCCAGCCUGUUCUGCAGAUGAAUCUGCAUGAGUAAGGGGGGGGGGGCGCGGGUUAGGAGUGAUUUUGCUUGUACUGUGUGGCAGAGUUAAACAGCUUCAGUUGUUGACCAAGACAAGACGCCCUACAUUCACAGAACAGUAGAACAGUUUGUAAGGGGUGGCAAGAAACAGCUCAUUCUCAAGCAUUUUUUAUUCAGUGCAUGUUUAGCCCCAGCUCUAUCUAUUUAAUGUAUUAGGGGAAUGUAGGUUUUUUUUAAGCAGAGAAGGGCAUACUGCAUUCUGUUUGUAUUGUAAUAAGAUUUGGUCCUAAGUGCUAGGUACCUCUACAAAGUGUAAUAGGUUUCUUUUAUCAGAAUGAGAGAUGGUGUUCAGAGCAUUAGUACACUGCUGCCUUGUGCUUUUUUUCAGGAUCAAGAAUACUAAAAAAUACAUCGCUAAAAGGGAGUAUUAUAGAAUCAUGUAUAUAGAAAUGUUAGAGGGCAAAUCCCUGCUCUCCUGACUUUGUUCUGUUCUGCAAGUUAUGUUGAGAGCUCAGCCCUUUUAUCGUUCCCACAGCAAUGUGGGACUCAUCACUACACAGCUUCAUGUGCAGUGAGUCACUGAGGCUGUCUGUGAGGGAUACUGUUGGGCAGGUGGAGCAAACAGUGUUGUUGCUCAGACCUGAGAUGUGUGGUUUGGGUGUACUCAGGCCAGAGUAAUGACUGGCCAGCCAUCACUGUGGACUGGACACUGCUAUAUUUCUAAACCUGGGGAGGGCCGUGCAGCCAAGCAAAAGUGGGGAGUAGCUGGCAGCUUCCACCGCAUACAGAGGGGUGUGACAAAAAAUACCAUCAGAUCCAAGUGAUCUGUCAACAUUUAUAUCUAUUCCCCUGCCAUGACUGCACUGUGUGGGUCUGUGCAGCUCUAAGCCUUGCAUCUCAGCGCUCCCCCAGCCAGCUGCAUGUUGCCUGAAUCAAACUGAGCCACAUGAAUCAAAAGCAUCAGAUAAUUAGUAUAGCAUUGUGCAGGAAUGUGUAGCUGUGAAUAUUUAGACUCCAGGACCAAUUUUGCUGGAUCAAAUCAGUGCUCUGCAGGGUAGUGCUAAGCAGGCUAUCACUGAGGUAAAGUAAUUUGAAAACAAAAUUUGAAACUCUAGCUUCUACAUUGGGGUAUAGUAAAUGUUGAAGGUCUGGCACUCCAAAACUUAGGUGGGUGCAAAUAAGUUGCUUUAAAGCACUGCAUUAAACUAGGUGCUGUUCUAUCACUGGUGGAGUAAAUCAAUUGAUAAAUUGAAAUUUUGUAGAGUAUUUUACUUCAUACUAAUGUCUUGAGUAAAAUUUUCUAUUGUGCAUUGGCACUACAGAUAGCUUGCAUUAAAUGUAUUUAUUGUCUUAAGUGUUUUUGCUGAAGCUAUCUUAGUUUUCCCUACUCAGUACAGCUAACAGAAUUGUAUCUUUUCUAACUGAAUUGAACUACCCUGCCUGCAUCUUUUGGAUAUUUCAGGUUCUCCUAUCCUUUAGCUGUUUCUCGUUGUUCGUUGCAUUCCAGACCCUCAUUCACUAAUUUGCAUUUGUUAUGGCUGUAGGAAAAUUAGAGUUGGGGGGAGAGUUAGGAUGCCAUUUUAAUAGUUGAUGUUCUGUGGUCUGUAUGCUUAGUAGGUGCUGAACAGUGAAAUCCAAACUAAACUUCAGAUAUGACCUUCUCCCAGAUUAUAUUAUAUUUUAAUAACUGCAGUUUACGUGAGCUGGGUAAAACCACUACUUGUGCUCUGCCAAUCCAGACCUUUUCCAUUUUUCAGUUUCUGUUUCCUGACUGCUGAAAAACUGACAGAUUUUUCUGUAAAAUGUGUGUAAGAAGCCAGCUGGAUCCUGCUUAAAUAUAGUCAGGUUUCCAACUCAUGAGUUGGAUGGAUUUGUUGCCAUCUAAAGGUGAAGGUGCUAAAGUACAAAUCCAUUCCUCGCGAAGGUACUUCGCAAUCAAUGAAACUGCAGAAACAGAAGAUCAGAAAUAAAACCAGAAAAUAUCAGAAACCUCAGCAUCCCUGGAAAGACCUGAAAUACUAACUUUGUUCUCGUUCCACAGAUGCUGCCGGACUUAUUGAAUAUUUCCAGAAUUUUCAGUUUUUAUUUUUGGCAGUAAUACACAGAUUAACAUGAUAAACACAAGAUGUUUUAGCAGUGAAGGGUCCAGUUCCUGCAGUUAAAUUUGUAUAACUAAAAUUUUGAAUCUUCAGUGUGAGCGGUAUUCCCCCUUCAAACUUUGGUUGACUAUCUAUUGAAAAUUUUUGGCCCACUUUCUUUGGUUUGUUAUAUCAUUCUGUCUCUCUGGUUUCUCUGGCCUCUCACCUACAGUAAAAGCACACACCUGUGAGAUUUUGUCAACCUUCUCAGUCUUGAGACCUUUUAAAAUUGCCUGGUGAUGACAAAAGAUGCCCUUCCUGGUAAAGGUGUACAUAAUUUUAUAUUUUUAUUGUGUGCAUGAGGCCAUACAGACACUUGAUCCUAUGCUGGCUCAGAGGAAAAUUAGUGGAGUAAUGAAAUUCUCUGAUUUGUAUUCUUCUCUUCUCUCCUCUGCCCUCCCCAUCUCUAACUUACACACCAGAGUUUGACAAUAGUGGCCAUUUAAACUACCAACCUGCACACUUUGCAAUAUGGGAGGAAGCCAGAGCAGUUGGGGGGAGGAGGAGUGUGAACUCCAUGCAGACAGCACCCGAGUCCCUGCAGUUAUAAGGUAGUAUGUGGCAUCCCUUUACAGGCUCUUUGACUUCAAGGCUAUUUUCCUCUAACUUGCAAAUAUACACAUCUUUCCCUGGUAGCACAUGAGAAUAAAUCAGUUCAUGUCUGCUUAUGACAAAAAGCUAACUACUUUGAAUAAAAUUUGGCUUUUUGAAACGAAAGAACCCUUUUCCUUAAACUCAAUUGGGUAAAAUCUUUGCUUAUGAAGACUUAGUGGUCAGGUGAGAUCUUCAGUUUGUGCUGCUUUCAUUUGGAUAGAUGACCAUAAGGAGGGAAAUUGGUUAGGAAGGAGUUGGGGCAAUUUACAGUGGGCAGCUCUAGCUUUGAGGGAUGUGGCAUGAAAUCCAGAUGGCUACUGGCAAAACAUGCAAACUUCACACAAACAGCAUCAAAGUUUAGGAUCAAACCUGGAUCCGAAAUGUAGCAGUUCCCUUAGCUGUGCUGCCAAGAUGCUAAUAGCUUUGAAUGGGGUUCUGGCAGUUUAGAUAUUGUUUCAGACCAGUAGUUGUUGACAAUGUUGACCAUUGCUGCAUGAAGCCCUAUGACAUGUGGUUUCCAUGCUUGGCCAUCAUUUGUGUUAGCACAAUGCUAGAUAAUUGCAAAGAAAUCUAAUUAUGUGAAAGAUUGUGUUCCUACCUGCAUGGGUAUACUCAUUUUAAAUCUUCAGUGACUUUCAAAGCAUAAUAGAAGGAUUUUCCAUGAAUCCUUUAAGCUACUUUCAGUCGAACCCAUGCUAUUGAUUUGCUGGGUUUAUUUAAUGAAAGCUGUUCUAUGUUGCUGUAAUAUUUUUCAUUCUCCGCCUUCACACAUUUACUGAUGUGUUUGUGCAUCAGUUUGAGUCUAAACCCCAUUGAUAGAAAGCCUUAUGUCUAUUCCUUUUGGUUUUGUUACGUUCCUGUUUGUGUCUGUAUACCAGGAGCUACAAUAGUACUCAAUCCACUUUUACUUCCUAGUUUGUCAUUGUGAGCCAUGUUUGUAUAACUUUACAGAGCAGUUGCAAUUUUGGAUGAGCAUCACAAGCAGAAUUGCAUAAGUGUAGCUUGUUCAUUGUUUUACUAGUGGGCUUAUUCUUUUCUGAAGUCUUUCUUACAGACCCAGGCUGCGUCUGCCGAAUGUGAGUACUUGUUUUGCCCCAAGUUACUGACCUGAGGUAUGAAAGGCAAUGAUUGGUUACUAUGAGAUUUCUCCUGUAGGCUGCUCAUUUUAAUAUAGCAGGGGUGCUCUUUAAAUGCAGGGAAGUGAAAGGUUUGGUUUCUGAGUGGAACAUUUAGUUCUGGAUGCAGUUACUCAAUUGUGGAAUACCUCAAGCCAUCUGGUUCUUCAUCUAAGACCAGUUAAAGAACAACAGGUGGCUGGGCUCAUCUCUUGUAUGUGGUUUCAGAAGCUGGGGUUACUCAGUGUAAAGCGAUCUGAGCAAAUUCUGUUUUUAUCACCUCCCUGGCUAUUGAAUGUAAUUGAAACACUUUCACUGCACUGGGAGGAGAUGGAGAGUGAAUUUGUCUGGGGUCGAGCAAUGGCGUUGGCUAAAUAUUUAUUUUAGUUGUUUACUUUUAAUUUCUGAAAAGUUAGCUAAGUAGGGAACAAGGCCAACUCAAAAGAAUGUUCCUGAUGGGAGGUAAAGAGAAGGUUGCUGUGUUGGCAAGAUUGAUUUAAGUUUGGCACCUUUUGCACUCAGCUUGCUAGUUCUCUCUUUGGGGCUCAAGUGCAGCUAAUGGAUGUGUGCUAGGUAAAUUCUUGUGCUGUAUGAAGCUCUCCUGACAUGAGUCUUAACAGGUACAAGGAUGAUGUGAACCAAUAGUGGAGCUAAGAAGACCUUUAUUGUCCAGCAAUUAACUCUGGAUCUAGAUAGUUGUUCUAUGUAAAAUGUGCUCAGUUCUGACACUCUAAAGACACCAGUUAAUGAACCCUUUCACUGGCAGGACCCACCUUUACGCUAUUGUGCUAUUAAUGUGUAUUGUUGGCAGUCUGCUCAGAUAGAUUUAACAAUGGCAUUAUCUGUAUUUUAACCUGAAUUGAGUCCUCCAUAUGAAGCUAUUUUAUUUAUCAGUUGUAUCUAUUCAUUUGUGCCAUUUAGAUUUCAGACUUGUAUAGCACACCUGGGUUUUCCUAUAUUGACAGUAUUUCUAGUGUGCAUUGAGAUAUUUGAAGUAUUAGCGCAUGUUGUGUAUGUGAGGGGCAAAGCAGGUAUUUGUUGGAGGGGAUGGUUAGUGAAGGCUGCCACCAUUUCUUCAUCCAAUGGUUGGUGGGGG
Mobula hypostoma (lesser devil ray) is the source of this 7796-nucleotide messenger RNA. It is a transcript of the gene dcaf7, whose product is annotated as ddb1 and cul4 associated factor 7. The coding region runs from base 144 to 1172 and encodes 342 amino acids. Gene Ontology annotation, cellular component: nucleus. The transcript is spliced from 6 exons. The record is from RefSeq and is a predicted model, not a curated record. Gene Ontology annotation, molecular function: protein binding. Lineage: Eukaryota; Metazoa; Chordata; Chondrichthyes; Myliobatiformes; Myliobatidae.